UAACGCCUCCUCUAUAUCUCAUCCCCUGAUUUUGGCGGCACCAAAACCGCAACCCUCCACUCUUUCCCUCCCUCCCUCUCUCCCUCAUUCACCGGAUUCCACUCUCUCACUCACUCUCUAGAUUUGUUCAAUCUUGUUUUAGCAGUUUCAUUCAAAUCCUACAAAUACCCAUGUUCCUCUUUGAGCUUUUGUAGAACCAUGGCUGACUUUGGCACCUCUCUGUCUCUGUCAAGUCUCUUGUGUCAAGAAGAUGAAGCUUCUUGUUUCAAUCUCACUGAAGAUGACUAUACUUGUUGCAAUGACGUUCACUUUGAUUCUUGUUUUGUUUUAGAGAGUGAAGAGAUUGAAUACAUUGAGAAAUUGGUUGAAAGAGAGACGAGUUCAGGAUCUACAACUUGUAUAAGGUCCUUUGGGGAUUGUUUAACCACCAGUUCUAACUGGUUAAAAUGUGCACGAUUGGAUGCCAUUGAAUGGAUUUUCAAUACACGAGCAAUCUUUGGAUUUCGGUUCCACACAGCUUAUCUUUCAGGGACUUACUUUGACAAGUUUCUUUCUAAAAGGUCCAUUGAUGAUGGGAAAUUGUGGGCUAUUCGAUUACUGGCUGUGGCUUGUUUGUCAUUAGCAGCAAAAAUGGAGGAAUGCAGAGUUCCUCUCUUAUCAGAGUUUCAAGUAGAUGAUUAUUGCUUUGAAAACAAAGUGAUUCAAAGAAUGGAAUUGCUUGUAUUGAAUACCUUGGAGUGGAAAAUGGGUUCAAUCACUCCUUUUUCUUAUCUACAUUACUUCAUUAGUAAAAUCUGUGGUGAAUCUAGACCAAAGGAUACAGUCUCUAGAGCUGUGGAACUUAUCCAGGCACUUAUAAAAGAGAUUAACUUGCUAGAUCAUCAACCAUCUAUUAUUGCAGCAGCAGCAGUAUUAGCUGCAUCUGAUAAUCAAUUAACAAGACAAGAAUUGGAGCACAAGAUGAAAGUAAUUUCAUCAUGGGGUUCUCAAGAAAAUGAGCAUAUAUUUUCCUGUUAUAUUGCAAUGCAGGAAAUAGAAAUGGGAAAAUUUAAGACACCAAAGCAAAUUCUUUCUCCUAAUACAUCAUCAAUGAAUUCUAGCUCAAAUGCUGUUGUUGAGAAUUCUUGCUUAACUACAACUGGAGCUGGCACUAAAAGAAGACUCACAUACAGCGACUGUGAUCAAAAUUGUCCAGUAAAGAAAAUCAGUCAUCAGCCAUAAUCAUAAUCAGUGAAUUUGAUACUACUUAAGGGGGAGUUGAAUUGGGUUCAUUGGUUGAAACAUAGGAUUAUUUUUGGUUUCUUUUUCUAUGAGAACUGAUCAAUUUCUAUAUUAGGUUGGAUUAUAGGUCUAAUGAGUGUUGUUAUAUGGCAAUUAAUGGAAUGAUUUUUGGAGUUGAUGAUUUGGGUUCCAUUUUCCAAUACCCAACAAAAGAAGUUUCAGCCAAGUGACAACCCAAGAACAGGAUAGAGAAAAGGAAAAGUAAAUAAAUAAGAAAGGGAUAGCUUUAACCAACAGUAAGAAGAAAGAAGUUAAAGGAGCUGACUCAAGUCCAAGAGCCAUUAAGGUGGAAGAAAGGCCAAAAAAAUGCCAGAAGAAGGCCACUGAAGACUGUUUUGUUUGUCUAUAGCAUUCUUUGUAUUGUUUGCUUUGAUGAAUAUCCCAACUUUUUUAAGAGGUUGUAUUUUUUUAUCCUCCUUUUUUUCUUUAUUUUAUGUUAAAAUAUUCAAAAUUUUGUGACAAAGAAAUAUGUGUUGAUGUAUACAUCCAUUGCAGCACCCUAGCUUUUGAAAGGGGGCUUGGGAUGCUUCUUAUGUCUUUCAAAAGGCUGAAAGCCAUGAGGAAUGAAGAAUUGUUUUUGUUUGAUUUGAUA
Manihot esculenta (cassava) is the source of this 1873-nucleotide messenger RNA. Its product is annotated as cyclin-D5-1. Gene Ontology annotation, molecular function: cyclin-dependent protein serine/threonine kinase regulator activity. The transcript has 5 exons. Gene Ontology annotation, cellular component: cyclin-dependent protein kinase holoenzyme complex; cytoplasm; nucleus. Gene Ontology annotation, biological process: regulation of cyclin-dependent protein serine/threonine kinase activity; mitotic cell cycle phase transition. NCBI's taxonomy places the organism in Eukaryota, Viridiplantae, Streptophyta, Magnoliopsida, Malpighiales, Euphorbiaceae. The record is from RefSeq and is a predicted model, not a curated record. The coding region runs from base 199 to 1221 and encodes 340 amino acids.